CUCCAGUGGACGGGCACAUUAUGUCAUGACAGCCGGGCUGGGCAUAAGGGAGUUCCGUCGGACGCCGUGUCCUGCGACAAGGUGGUUGCAGUGUGUUCAGGUGGGUGGUGGGAGGUGGCGUGUUGACUGUUUGAAAUGAUGAUGUGGUAGGGGUUCAAAGGUCGCCUUGCUUCGACGAGCAAUAGAUCCCAGGCGAGGUACCCAACCUGGAGCCAUGCCAUCCUCAAGUUCUUCAGUGGCUUCACCACACAAGUACGUGUCCGGCACGACCUUUCGAGGAGGAUCAAAACGAUCAACACAAGGCUUGAGAGCAUCGUCGAGAACAAGGGAAAGUACAAAAUCGAAGAUGGAAGUGACACCAUGUCAAUCACCACUUGGAGACCAUCCAGUGCCAUAUCAUCUACUGCUGAAAAGCUGGAUGAUUUUGUGCUACCUUUGGUGGGACGAGAGGCCCAGCUAGCAGAUCUGGGAUCUGCACUUAUUUCAGAUGAAACUAAGCGCCCAAUGGUGAUCUCUGUGACAGGAAAGAGUGGUGUCGGCAAAACAAAGCUUGUGAAGGAGAGAUACGAGAAGUCCUCUACCAAGCGUUAUUUUGAAGUGAAGGCAUGGGUGACAUGUGCACCCAAUCUCAGUGCCUCCAACAUCAUGAAGCUAAUCCUUCUACGUUUGGUAGAGGGCCCACUUAGGUGCCCCAAAGAGAAACUUGGGGAAAUGUUGCGGAAGGAAUUGGAAAAUCACAGGUACCUGUUGGUUAUAGAUGGUGAAGUUAAUAGCACGGAGUGGAGCUACAUGCUUGACUUCCUCCCAACAGACAUAGCCGAGAGCAGAGUUGUGAGAAUCACACAGGCGACCAAUCUAGAACCACCACCUGCCUCCUUUGAACCAAAGGACAUUGCGCUUGAUCACUUUGAAGAACAAAACACAAGUGUCAAUUUGUUCCUGGCAACACUCUUCAUGGACGACAAAGAGAAGCACUGUGGCAGUGUGAUCGAGGAAGCUGUCAAAGGAAAGCACGCUCAGUUCAUCUUCAACGUCACUGGUGGCCUGCCACUGGCAAUUGUGCUCUUGUCCGGCCUUCUGCGGACGAAGGAGUACCCUGGUGAAUGGGAAAAAGUGUUUAAGCACCUCGAGGGAAAGUCCAGUGAAUCAAAGCGGCUGGACAACAUAUUGUCCAUGUGCUUUGACGACCUCCCACAUGACCUCAAAUCUUGCUUCCUCUACUUUGCCGGCUUCCCGGCGAGCACACUUGUGAAGGCACGUUCCCUAGUGUGCAAGUGGAUGGCGGAGGGGUUCCUGAGACCAAAAGAGGGCAAGACAAUGGAGAAGGUGGGCGAGCGCUACUUGCACGAGCUGAUCCAUCGGCGACUCAUGAACCUUCCACCACUGGAGAAUGCUGCUCCUGGGGACGAGCGUGUGACAGUACAAACCAAAGUCCAUGACUUCCUGGUUCUUGAGGCACAAGAGGCAAACUUUGUCGAGAUCCACCACGGCGAUGAUCUCCCCACACUAUCCACUGCUCGCCGCCUUUCCCUGCAGAACCACACGGACAAGUAUGCUGCUCUCGCUGACCCUUUGCCCAAGCUGCGGUCCAUCAUGUCCAACUUCGAGAAAGAAGAACCCCAAGGCAGCGCAGAAACCAGGGAAGAUAGCAGCAGGACUCAUGAUGGAGCCGCAUGCAGCCCCUUCUCCAGAAAGGCCGACUCUAGCGAGGUCAUGCGGAAACUCUUGAAAGGAUCUCGGUUCCUCCGUGUCAUCUACCUGGACGGCCUUGAGAUCGGCAACAAGCUUCCCUCUGAAAUUGGGAGCGUGGUGCACUUGCACUACCUUGGCAUCACCUCAUGCUCCCUUGGCGAGAUACCAGCCUCGGUUGGGAAGCUCACACGUCUCCAGACACUAGACGUCCGAGGCACGGAUGUCACCAGACUUCCAUCGGAGUUUUGGAAGAUUCGGACCCUGCGGCAUGUGUUUGGAUCAAUCGUCUUGCCUAGGCGAGUCGGCAACUUGGAGCAGCUGCAGACACUGCAGGCCGUAAAGCCCGACGAUGAUGGUGGCAGCUGGGACUCAACAACCUUUGCCAGCAUGAAGCGCCUUCAGUCCUUGUACAUCUCGGGCCUCACCGCUCGAAAUGCGCAUGCCUUGGUGCCUGUCUAUGCGCUCAAGUACCUCGUGCUCCUAAGUAUUAGCGGUGAUGAAAUUUCCUUGGAUUUGUUUGCUCGCUCCAACUAUACGCGUCUCCAGGUAAUGGUUUUGAAGGGGAAGACUUUGUCACCUUCAGAUUGGAGUAAGCGAUUUUACUUCCCAAGCCUGACAAAGCUGUCUCUGAAGAAUACCAAGGUGUCGCAAGAAUUCAUCAACAAACUAAGUGAGCUGCCUCUUCUGGCCUCUCUAGCUCUGUUCCGUGAGUCCUUGGAGGGGAAAUGUCUCUCCUUAACCGAUGGGUUUCAGAGUCUGAAGGAACUGAAGCUGGACGUGGACGUGCUGGAAAUUAUUAUUAUGGGUCAAGCGUGCCCCAAUCUAGAGAAAAUGGAGCUUUCCAUCUACUCUUGGGAUCUUAAUCUCCAGGUCAGGCCCGAAAUUGCGGACAUUAUCAGGCUUCAAGAUAAAUUUCUCUACGCUAAUGUGAAAAGAAGCAAGGCAUUACAGUUACUAUGAAGAUUGAAGCUCAUACCAAAGAUCAACUGCGAGGUUUAUACUGUACUAUGUGCAAUAUUCGUACACCAUGAUAUAUGUUAAUGUGUGAUGUAGUAUAAGCUUGAUAGUGUUAUUUGUGUGUAUUUAUUCAAUGCUUGUGUGUGUGCGCCUUAAGUGUGCGAGAGAAAUGAUUGUAUAUAAGUAUUAAAUGUGGAGUAUUCUCGAGUCACCAUUUCCAGCAUGUAAUG
Messenger RNA from Lolium rigidum, 2879 nucleotides. Its product is annotated as putative disease resistance RPP13-like protein 3. Gene Ontology annotation, molecular function: ADP binding. The record is from RefSeq and is a predicted model, not a curated record. The transcript has 3 exons. Gene Ontology annotation, biological process: defense response to other organism. Lineage: Eukaryota; Viridiplantae; Streptophyta; Magnoliopsida; Poales; Poaceae. The coding region runs from base 361 to 2652 and encodes 763 amino acids.